AUGAAUAUCUCGUCAAUUCUAUCGGACGACAAACCCGACACCGUGUCGACGAACACCCCUGGUUCUCCUAAUGGUCAACCUGCAACUAAUGGAUACCAACAGGCCCGAAAUAUGAACGGAAUGGUCCAUGGUGAUGGUUCUAUUGGUGUUCCCAAUGGUCAAAAUGAUCAACAUUUACCUCUAGUUGGUGAACAAAUUGAACUGCCUCAUAAUCCCAUCGCCGACGACAAAGCAUACCUCGGAACCAUACAAGACCGGCUCUCUCGUCUCAGCAACAUCGAUUCCAGCAUUAUCCAUCGCAGCCAUGGUGCCGUGCUCUCUCAAGAUCACCGCCUUGCCACAGCUUUACGGGACGCCCGACCCCAGUCGUUGGCGGAAAAUUAUCUAGACCGGGUGGUGGCCGAAGAUGGCGUUGUGGCUGGCGCUGGAAAUCAUCCUACCGUGCUUGAAGGUGCACCCAGUAACCACCAUGAGUCUUGGGGUCCCACCAGAGAACCUUCUCAUGAAUACAUUUCUCCAGAACAGGUGGAUGCUCGUUUCGACGGCGCCUUCCACCUGAGGAAACCGGGAAAUUUCCAUUGA
Messenger RNA from Meyerozyma guilliermondii ATCC 6260, 582 nucleotides. RefSeq lists its product as uncharacterized. Lineage: Eukaryota; Fungi; Ascomycota; Pichiomycetes; Serinales; Debaryomycetaceae. The record is from RefSeq and is a predicted model, not a curated record. The transcript has a single exon. Bases 1 to 582 code for a protein of 193 amino acids.